AUGGCUCAAUCCAUUAGGCGCCAGUCUCUGUGGAUUGUCUUGUUGAUGUUCAUAGCCAUGGCUGUGGCAGCUUCAUCAGAAAGUGAUGGUGGUUCUGAGUCUUCCGGUGGAUCGAAGAAUGAUGGUCAAUCUGGCCACAAUGAUGGUAAUAAUGGUGACGGUCAAUCCGGGAAUAAUGAUGGUAACAAUGGUGAUGGUCAAUCCGGCAAUAAUGGCGGUGGCUCUAAGAAAGAUUCUCCUCCUCCUCCUCCCAAGAACGAUGAUGGCAGCGAAUCUAGGAAAUCCCCGCCACCUCCUAUGCGUACUCCUCCUACUCCUACACCAACUCCUUCAUUGUCACCACCUGUUACCACUUUCUCUCCACCAUCAUCUAAUCCUCCUCCCUCUCCAACACCUCCUACACCAUCUCCACCUACUCCAACCCCAUCUCCGCCUUCAUCAAACUCUCCUCCGCCCCCACCCAAGAAAGUCAAGUGCAAGAACAAGUACUACCCUAAGUGUUACGACAUGGAGCAUGCAUGCCCCAACUCUUGUCCUGGUGGAUGUCUGGUGGAUUGUGUCUCUUGCAAGCCUGUCUGCAAGUGUGAUAUGCCAGGAGCAGUGUGCCAAGAUCCUCGCUUCAUAGGCGGCGAUGGCCUCACUUUCUACUUCCACGGCAAGAAGGACUUAGACUUUUGCCUCGUCUCAGACUCCAACCUCCACAUCAAUGCCCAUUUCAUUGGCAGAAGAAACCAGAACAUGAGGAGGGACUUCACUUGGGUGCAAUCCAUUGGUGUCCUCUUUGACAACCAUAAGCUCUUUAUAGGUGCACAAAAAACAGCAACAUGGGAUGACACUGUGGACCACCUCGCCCUCGCCUUUGAUGGAGAGCAAAUAGUCCUUCCACAAACUGAGGGAGCAAAAUGGCAAUCCGAGGCCACACCAAAUGUGUCCAUCACUAGGAUCAGUGACACCAACACCGUGAUUGUUGAAGUUGAAGGGAACUUCAAGAUCACAACCAAGGUUGUGCCCAUCACAGAAGAAGACUCUCGGGUGCACAACUAUGGCAUUACCAGUGAUGAUUGCUUUGCUCAUCUUGAUCUAAGCUUCAAGUUCUUGUCAUUGAGUGAUGAAGUGAAUGGUGUGUUAGGACAAACGUAUAGACGUGAUUACGUGAGCCGAGUGAAGGUGAAUGUGCCCAUGCCUGUAAUGGGGGGAGGUAGAAAGUUUGCAAGUUCAAGCCUCUUUGCUGCAGACUGCGCUGUGGCUCGGUUUGAUGGUGGCUAUAACUCUCGUUGGGGAGUUUCUUCAGAAACUGGUAUAGAGUUGCUGAGCUUAAGCUGUGGCAGUGGAAUGGAUGGGCAAGGAGUACUUGUCUGCAAGAGAUAGAUUUCUUAGCUCUCAUUUUCAUUGUUGGAAACUUGUUGUAAUAAAGAAUAAGCUUGUGGAAGCCACUGCAAAUAUUUUCAUUGUUCUUGAAAAAGUGUCCAAAAUCCAACUACUUUUUGUCUUUCAUUGUGGGUUUAAUGUUAUAUACGGAGUUUAUUAAGUGGUUCGAUUUAUUUCAGGAUUACAUGUUAGGGAUUACA
Cornus florida is the source of this 1568-nucleotide messenger RNA. RefSeq lists its product as uncharacterized. Lineage: Eukaryota; Viridiplantae; Streptophyta; Magnoliopsida; Cornales; Cornaceae. Bases 1 to 1368 code for a protein of 455 amino acids. The record is from RefSeq and is a predicted model, not a curated record. The transcript is spliced from 2 exons.